AUGACUGUGUCAGAGAAGGGUUCCCACUUUCACAGCUCCCGGCGGCAGCGCUACGGCGCCGUCUUCAAGACGCACCUUCUGGGGAAGCCGGUGGUUCGGGUGAGCGGCGCCGAGAACGUGCGCAAGAUCCUCCUGGGCGAGCACAGCCUGGUCAGCUCCCAGUGGCCGCUCAGCACCCAGAUCCUGCUGGGCUCCCACACGCUGCUCAACGCCCACGCCGAGGUGCACCGGCACCGGAGGAAGAUCCUGGCCCGCGUCUUCAGCCGCGCCGCCCUGGAGGUCUACUUGCCCCGAAUCCAACGCCUGGUGUGCUGGGAGCUGCGCGGUUGGUGCCGCCGCCGGGGGCCCAUCGCCGUCUACGCCUCGGCCAAGGUUUUGACUUUCCGCAUCGCUGCGCGGAUCCUGCUGGGCCUCCGGCUGGAAGAGGAGCAGUUCGUGGAGCUGUCCGGGGCCUUCGAGCAACUGGUGGAGAACCUCUUUAGCCUGCCGCUCAACGUCCCCUUCAGCGGAUUGAGGAAGCUGGAUUGCCAGUCCAUAACGAUAAACAGCCACCUCGUUUCUAUUGCCAAUGAGGAAGAGACAGAGCUACUGUCCAAGUACCUGGAGGAAAACCAGGCUCUAGGGUCAUCAGUCUGGAUUGGGAUGUUUGAGAACAAAAUUGGGACUAUGAAG
Messenger RNA from Thamnophis sirtalis, 672 nucleotides. The record is from RefSeq and is a predicted model, not a curated record. Lineage: Eukaryota; Metazoa; Chordata; Lepidosauria; Squamata; Natricidae.